AUGUCUGGCUUCAGGGCCCUCAACGUCGGCUCGCCGAGCAUCUCGGAAACACCGACUAUCAAAGUUGACAAUUCGGCAGCGGCAGAGGCUCCUUCAAGCAAGGCAUCGCCUCCUUUUCAUGCCCCAGAUGAUGGGUUGAGGAGGAGAGAUAGUUCAGAUCGCCCUACCAUUCAGACAAGCGGCCAUGGGAUGGACAGGCAAGACUCACACAAGAGGAAGCGCUCUGACUCCGUCGAGCGUCGGCAGGACCACAUAUUGCAGGAGCGUACGCCUGAUACUGCGACCAUGCCGCCACAUGGUGCUCAUCGUGAUCCGUUCGGCACACCCCAGCGAGAGGGAUAUCGUGGUCCAUCAGAAAGCCAAGACCGCGAACACCGGACAUCUCACCAACAACGGCCGUCAUACGAGAGUCGACAACCUGGCACCAUGUCGCCGGGACCAAGACAAGGCGACGACCACCUUGGGGAUGCGCUGCGAAGGACACACGAACAGUCUGAGAUGGGCGAUUACCCGAAUACGAGCCCUGAGGCGGACGAGGCAUCCCACUCGUACUACAGCGGACAGUAUAGUCAGGAUUCCCGGCAAGAUCCCAUGCUGCAGCAUGAUCCCAAGAAACGCAAGCGCAAUUUCAGCAAUCGGACAAAAACAGGCUGCUUGACAUGUAGGAAGAGGAAGAAGAAGUGUGAUGAGACGAAGCCUGAAUGUCAAAACUGCGUCAAGGGCGCGUUUGUCUGUGCUGGCUAUCCUCCCCAAAGGGGCUCGAGCUGGCAGAAACCCGAAAACAAGUCGCCCACUGUACCAUUGGAGUCGAAGGAUCCUACCUAUGUGCCUCCGGGUGCGUACGGUAUGCCGCAGCAAGGCUCGUAUGCAAGUCAGCAGCAACCUGUCAAAAGGGAGCCCCUCCCGCACUAUCGGGGUCAGGCCCUCAGGAUCGACCCGCCCCAAGGCCGGCCUCUGGUCACGGAUGAUGACCGGCCAACAGCGUCAACAAUCCCGAGCGCGUCUGUCACGAGCCCUGAUAACAAGCUGUCCGCCAUGCCCUACACGCCCGCCAACGCUUUCCCGACACCCAUCAGCGCGAACACGCAACCUCCGCCGUUCAGCGACAGGAUGGCCAAGGAUUACCAGCAGCGCGUACCUUCGCUGCACGAACUGGGCAGGAACGAGCCUGAGACUCCCCAUCCAGAUCGCCAGCGAGGCCAGUUACCUCAGAUUAACCUGCUUCAUCCGAACCGCAACAGCAGCCCUGCUCCUCCGUCAGCAGUACAGUCACCGUCAAGCUCUCAGAUGGCCGCGCAACUGGCCCUGUCCCAGGCCGCGUACUCGCAGAAGCGCACGCAAAAGGAGCAGAUGCUCGUCGGCCGUCCCUUCUACCCCUUCGACAAGGAGCUUGUCCUGGAGAGGGAGCGCUGCGCAGCGGCGUGCUGGAGGUUCAACAACCUGACAACACCGCCAAGUUACGGAGUUUCGCCCGAAGAACGAGCGCGUCUCUUUCUGGAGAUUCUGCAACCUCGCGAUCCCAUCCGACUCUCCCCCGGAGAGGCUUCCCCGAUCACCCACGUCGGACACGUGGGACGCUCCGUCACAGUCGAAACCCCGUUCAAUUGCGACUAUGGCUAUAACAUUACCAUUGGCAACUACGUAUCCAUCGGGCGCAACUGCACGAUCAACGAUGUCGGAGAGGUCAAGGUUGGCGACAACACCGUCAUCGCGCCGAACGUCAGUAUCUACGCGUCGACUCUGCCAGUGGAUCCUAAGAGGCGCCAGGGAGGGCAGGGCCCUCAGUCCGGCAAGAACGUGACGAUUGGCGACAACUGCUGGAUUGCUGGCGGUGUGACGAUCCUCGCGGGCAUCUCAGUUGGGAAGGGCAGCACCGUGGGGGCCGGUUCUGUUGUCACCAAGGAUGUCCCCCCUUUCACUGUCGUGGCCGGGAAUCCGGCUCGGGUUUUGCGUGGCAUUUCGUCUUGA
This is a messenger RNA of Emericellopsis cladophorae, 1968 nucleotides long. Its product is annotated as maltose O-acetyltransferase-like protein. Bases 1 to 1968 code for a protein of 655 amino acids. Lineage: Eukaryota; Fungi; Ascomycota; Sordariomycetes; Hypocreales; Bionectriaceae. The record is from RefSeq and is a predicted model, not a curated record. Gene Ontology annotation, biological process: regulation of DNA-templated transcription. The transcript is spliced from 3 exons. Gene Ontology annotation, molecular function: acetyltransferase activity; zinc ion binding; DNA-binding transcription factor activity, RNA polymerase II-specific.